AUGGUUGCUGUGGAAGCGUUGGCCGUUGGCCUAAAAACUGGUUAUAAAGUUACAAAAAAUGAGCGAAAGCCACGUCAGAGUCGUCGCAAAGGACGUCUCACGAAAAAAACGAAGAUAGUUCGUGAACUUGUCCGUGAAGUCACUGGAUUCGCACCAUAUGAACGACGGGCUAUGGAAUUAUUGCGGAUAAGCAAAGAUAAGAAAGCUUUAAAAUAUCUGAAACGACGUAUUGGAUCACAUAAACGUGCUAAACGAAAGCGAGAUGAAAUGCAAGCGGUGCUUACAAGUUUGCGUAAACAGCAUAAAUAG
This is a messenger RNA of Dracunculus medinensis (Guinea worm), 309 nucleotides long. NCBI's taxonomy places the organism in Eukaryota, Metazoa, Nematoda, Chromadorea, Rhabditida, Dracunculidae. The record is from the annotation of a GenBank genome assembly.